This is a messenger RNA of Batrachochytrium dendrobatidis JAM81, 663 nucleotides long. RefSeq lists its product as uncharacterized. The record is from RefSeq and is a predicted model, not a curated record. Bases 1 to 663 code for a protein of 220 amino acids. Lineage: Eukaryota; Fungi; Chytridiomycota; Chytridiomycetes; Rhizophydiales. The transcript has 3 exons.
AUGGAAACUCCAAAACGGAAAAGAGCAAGAAAGUCUGAAAAGGUUGUAGAACUAACCCUUGACCACAUGCUUCGAGGAAAGCCGAUACAACAUUAUGAUCCCGAGCAGGAUGGUCCUUUAGUUUUUAAUUCUACAAGGAAACAGAUAGAAAACCCCCCAAAGCUUAAAGACCCAAACAUUUCAUUUGCAUUGGAGGAAAUAUGGGGACUUGUUAUGGUAUUCAUCCGACAUUCAAAGAGAUCUCCCAAGUUUAUGGUUUAUCCAAACGAGACCAAGCAAGAAAUACUAAAUCGUCGAUUACGUAUUGCAAGAACAUUGCUUGGACGAUGGCUAGAGUAUGUCGUACGGCUAGUAAAAACAUCUAUGCUUACAUCACUAGAAGAUAUCCGAAAAAAGACCAGCAGGAUUAAACCCGAUCUAUAUAUCACAGGCAUAAAUAUAGACUUUGCCGAUAAACUAUAUUAUCAAUUUUCAACUCGGGAAAAAAAAACAUAUAAACAAGUACAUGAAAUUCAUAUGGCAUUUAAACAGCAGUAUACAGGUCUUAUGUCGAACCAAGUAGUGGCUUCUGAUAUUUUAAAUGUACAUUCAAAACUUUACGGUAUAUGGGCAGCAGCCUUUCCCGAGCAAGCGCAAGCUAUGACUCGAGAAGAUUUUCAAUAA